GGCCGCGUUCAGAGCUCAGCGUCCGGACAAGGAGGAGGGGGUUCCACCGCUAAUUCCCAACCAGCCGCUCCUGUGAGGCUCCAAUCCCGCUAAAUAGGCUUAGCUCCGCGGGAACAGGCAGCGAGGCUGACCGAAGCAAGACUCUUGUUUUGGGUGUUUGUUGGAAUGUUCUCCAGGCUGGCUGUUAGCUUGUUGCGUGCGAUGCUUGGGUUUAGAUGGAGCUAUGUUCAGUGAGGGCUGCUCGGUGACAACACUCGGCCCGGUGCCGCUCGACCCGCUCGGAUCUUAUUGCUAAUCGAUUUUUUUUUUACGUUUUUAACCUCCACUAUGUGUUUCAACACGAUCCCGCAGUUGAGGCUCGGUUGAUCCCCUUUCCCUUCUCUGCCAUUUGAACCACCCUCCACACCGAGCCAUGGCCAAGAACCAGUCCGAGUCUCCGGGCGACGACCUGAGCCAGCUGACCGACGAUGAGCUGCUCCGCUGCGGCAAGGAGGAGCUUCUCCGGCGGCUUCGCCGGGUCGACGGAGAGAAGAUGAACCUAAUGAUCGAGCACGGCAACAUGAUGAAGGACAUCAACCGGCGGCUGCAGGUGCACCUCCAUGAGAUCCGCAGCCUUAAGGAGGUCAACCAGAAGCUGCAGGACGACAACCAUGAGCUCCGCGAGCUCUGCUGCUUCCUGGACGACGAUCGACAGAAGGGCAAGAAGCUCUCCCGCGAGUGGCAGCGCUUCGGCCGCUACACGGCCAGCGCCAUGUGGAAGGAGGUGGGCACCUACAUGAUGAAACUGAAGGAGUUGGAGGCCAACCAGGAGAGCGUGCUGAGGGAGAACACUGAGCUGAAGGAGAUCAUCCUCAUGCUGGACGAGGAGAGGAACGGGGCCGGAUCCAGGAGCUCCAUAGACAGCCAGUCCAGCCUGAGCAACCUGAACGGGGGCACCGGCACCGUCAGGGACGUCGGGGAUGGGAGUAGCACGUCCAGCGCCGGCAGUACUGGAAGUCCCGACCACCACAACCACAUGCACAAGCCCGCCUCUGAGGGCACCAAGCUGGCCCCCCCUAUGAGGAGGUCCAUGGACGACCUGUCGGUGCCCCACCAUCACAGGAGCAUCCCCAAUGGCCUCAAUGAUUCCUCCUCCAACUACAUCCGACAGCUGGAGACGAAAGUGCGAAUCCUGGAGGACGACAACAACAAGCUUCUGUCGCAGGCUCAUAGCCGUUAUAGUUUAUCACAGAUGCACAGCAACAAGUGCAACCCAGGUGACCUCCGAGCCCUGAGGAAAGGAAUGACCCUUUACCACUCCGAGUCGCAGCUGUCCUCGCUGCCCCAGCGCCAGGACGCCAUGCACUUGGGAACGGGCCGUCUUCCAAACAGCGAAUCCUCCCCGGCCACGGGAUACUUGUCCUGCGUCCAGAAGCCCGAGGCCGUGGUGCACGCCAUGAAGGUUCUGGAGGUCCACGAGAACUUGGACAAGCAGGUUCCUGAAGACUACGAGGACGACCUGAGCGAGAAGGAGAAGGCCAUCGUGCGGGAGAUGUGCAACGUGGUGUGGAGGAAGCUGGGUGACGCUGCGGGGUCCAAACUGUCCAUCAGGCAGCACCUGUCAGGAAACCAGUUCAAGGGUCCGCUGUAGCGUGAGCACGCACGCCCACCUGGACAGCGACCAGACCGCCAUCCUAACCAGGUUCCCUCCGCCACACACUUGGACAGGCUACGUCAGCGACUACAGGGACCGCCUCGUCCGCUCUUCACUCGUGUUUUCAUCUCUGCCAGCGUCCGACAAUUUUGCACCUGGCCGGCUCGCCACUUUGCCGUUUGUUUUGUUGUUGUUUCUUUUUUUUUUGUUUUGUUUUUUUUUUACCCGUUGAGGCGACAGGAAAGACAUUUUACAAAAAACUGACGUCGUGCAACACUAAGCUAGCGAGUUCCAAGCACAGCGCUUGCGAGCGGAGGGGGGCAGGAGUCCAUCUUGGAAUAUUUUUUGAUAUUACCUCCUGUAGCGCCCCCUAGCUCCUCAUGUCAUAUUUCUCACCCCAUUCGCCCCCCCAUGGACUAAUUAGCAUUAGGUACAAACGUGUUAACUAGUGCAAACCCACUGUGACCCAGCACCUUCUUGCUCGUGUAGAGACCACGGUGUCCAUCAUGUUUCUGUUUUAGCGCGGCCAUGUGAUCAAACUUUUGGUAUUAAUGAUGUUUUUUAUGAUCUGGCUGUUUUAGGAAUCAGCGUUUCUUACUUUUUAACGGUGAACAAAACAACCACCGAGGAAUUAGGAUGCUGUGUGCAUGCUCGACAAUCAUCUUCUCAGGUUGGGAGGGCGACAGCUUUAGCGCCUUUGUGGGAGAAAUACCGCCAAGUCGGCACGGAACAUCGGGCUUCCGAGUAGAACUUGUCCGCGUGUUUUCCACUCUGCAUGUUUUUGGAACGCUUGGUUCUUGACACACUUUUCUCUGUCCCCUGAUCAAGAAAGAAAAGAUGUUGUGAUGUCAGACACGUGGGUGCGACGGACGCGCAACUUUUGGCGACCUGUGAUUGGGCAGCUGCGGCCCCUCCCACCUCUACGCUUGACCUCUUCCAAAUGAACAACAUCUACUCACCCAUGAUGAUAAAAGUGUCCUUUUUUUCUAGGAAGGGAUCGAUUGGAAGCCAUGAUUAUCUCGUAGGAAGUGAUGAGACGAGGAGUGCUGUACUUUGCCGCAUGGUGUCUACAUGCCAACAUUCUAGAACAGGUGGCUCGUGAGCGGUCAGCUUAAAGAAUAUUUGGAUUUUUUUUUUUUUUUAGUGAUGCUCAGUAUUGUAGGGUGGCCAUAUUUUCAUGGAGCAAAAACCAGAACACGUGGUACGAGACGCGCAAAUGAUACUGGACAUUUCCUCAAGGAUGCCUUUGUAAUAUCAGUACGUUUAAAGUGCGCCUCCUGCGGAUGAAUAGAAAAGUUUAAAUUCCAAAAUACUAGCAGACACCUGCUCAGUUUACGACAAAAAUAUCUGAUAUGUUUCAAUUCAGGUUGUACGAUAAUUAUCGGGCCGAUACUAGGGAAUUAUGAUGUCAUACCAAUAAAUCUGAUAACAUUAAGUAACCGACAAUUUAAAAAAAAAACGCAUCAUAUGAGGCAAGAUUACCUGUACCAUGCGCAAAUCAAGCGCCUCCUUUUUUCUCCUGCCUUGCGAUGCGUACCACAAACGUGAUCGGUUCUGCACAUGCGCGAGACCUACGUCACUUCCUCCGUUCGCACAUUUUUAUGAGCGCUUCUGUGACGUCACGUGCUGUGGUAGUUAUUUUUGACGCGUAUGAACAUAACCACACCUCAUACUGUAUGUACUAUAGAAUGACCCUACGUAAAAACGCACGCGCAGGUGCACCACAGACACAAACGUCACAUCCGCUCACGUAUCAAUACAUGAAUAAAUGCAAUAAACCUUAUAAAACAAUCCAUGAAAUAGUGAUAUCGGAAUGUAAGCAACCAUAAGCAGAGUGCAAUGAUGGAUUCUUCUGGUCACCAACCCGUCGAUAGCGAGGAGGCACUUGUCCAUCUUUGGGACUUUGCCGGUCAUUGCGAGAAUAUUAGAAAAAAUGAGUAUUAUUACAUCAGUGCCCUCCCCUCCCGGAGAGUGACCAGCAGGCACACAUUUUGACCACUGAACACGACCGUAGCCUCGUGGAGUCAAAUGACAGCUUAUCUAUGCCAGUUUAUCUACGCCAGCGUGUGAUCGCGUUUCAAUCUCAUUCCACUUUGUUUACACGUUUUGCCUGGCUCUCACUGCCGGCAGUUAGCUCGCUUGUUUUUGUCCCACGGGUAAGCUACAAGUGGCUAUCACGUACAUACAUGCUAACUUACGUUUUUAAGUGUCACACUGCACCUUGGUGUGCCACGCCAGGUGGCUCCUCUCACUCUAUACUCCGGUUCUCCUGACCUCCGUGGCGCGUGCAUGAAUACAGUGCACCUUGCUGGGCCGCAGCAGGUGGCUCCCUCCGCUCGAUACGAUACUUCCCCUGAUAGCAGUGAUGUGGUAGUAGUCAUUUCAUGAUAUCUGAUUAGGACAAAUCAACAGGUACAGUUGGUCAAAUCCUAAUUUGUUCCAGUCCUUCUGACCUCCAGGUGUGCACAAACUACACUUAAAUCUAAAUUUAACUAACAUUUUCAUAGCCUUUAAAAAAAAAAAAUAACACCCAGCACAUGUCCAGGAUUAACAGGAAGUUUGGUCACUCUACAAUAGCUAUUUUUUCUUUUUAACGAUAUCACAUGCAGCACUUCAUGACCGAUACGGAUAGUGGCAGCAGAUCUUACCUCAAACUAAUGUGGUGUAACGAACACUUUGCUUCUUUUUUCUGUCUGUUUGUGCAAAAAUAAACGGUCGGCCGAUAUUAUCGGACAUUUCCAGUAUUUUAGUAAGUGUUCAAUUCUAACAUGAUGCCUCUUAUUUCAUGACAAAUGAUCACAACAUAGCAUAAAGUCCACAUGGACCACUGUUUGCGUGGAGCUGUGCUUCGUAAAGAACAAAUUCAGUGUUGCCAGUCAUAAAUAAAAGACAAAUAGCUCACCUCUUCCUUAGCUUUUGUCAAGUAGAGCUGCAAGUUGGAGCCAUGUUCUGGAAACGCUCACAUGCUAACAUUCCUGUGCUAGCUAGCAUGAGUCUAACAUGUUCCCGCCAAGCUCACUCAUCCUGAGGACCAAACAGAUGGAAGAGGCCACUUUAGACUCCAAUAAAAAAAAAUAAACGAGUUGCUUAAAAAAAAACAAA
This is a messenger RNA of Dunckerocampus dactyliophorus (ringed pipefish), 4735 nucleotides long. It is a transcript of the gene ccdc85cb, whose product is annotated as coiled-coil domain containing 85C, b. The transcript is spliced from 7 exons. Lineage: Eukaryota; Metazoa; Chordata; Actinopteri; Syngnathiformes; Syngnathidae. The coding region runs from base 413 to 1630 and encodes 405 amino acids. Gene Ontology annotation, cellular component: apical junction complex. The record is from RefSeq and is a predicted model, not a curated record.